GGGAGAGCCGGGCAAGGAGGAGGACGCCCCGGGCUGCUCCAUGCGCCUCGGCGUCCACGAGCUCCCACGUCGGCGAGAGAAGGACGGGGGAGCGGGGUACUCGAGCCUCGGCAUGUUGCCGUCCUCGAGGUACUCAUUAUCCCUUAAUUAAUAAUCAUUAAUUAAUCCUAACAAAAAUAAUGCUUUCUAAACAAAAAAAAUUCGUUAUGACUCGUGGCUCACGAGGUUGGUUAUUAUACAAUUUCCAUCUGUCCGUUUCAAAAAAAUAAUACAAUUUCCAUCUGUCAAGACUCAUACGUGGCUCAUGAAGGCUUGAUAAGUCCACUCUCAAUGGGAGGUACCACUAUUAAUAAUAGGAACUUAGAAGCUCUGAAUGCACGGACACGGCUCACUCUCAAUGGAGCUACCACCAUGGGCGCCCUUCCUCGGCGUCGCGCUCGCCACCGUGCUCUUCCUCGAGGCCGUCUUCCGUCGCAGCCGUCAGGCAUACAACCUCCCGCCGGGCCCUAAACCGUGGCCGAUCAUCGGCAACCUGAACCUCAUGGGCGCGCUCCCGCACCGCUCCAUCCACGCGCUCUCCAAGAGGUACGGCCCUCUCAUGUACCUCCGGUUCGGAUCGUUCCCCGUCGUGAUCGGCUCGUCGGUUGAGAUGGCCAAGUUCUUCCUCAAGACCCACGACAUGGUGUUCCUCGACCGGCCCAAGAUGGCCGCCGGCAAGUACACGACGUACAACUACAGAGACAUGACCUGGUCCCCGUACGGCGCCUACUGGCGCCAGGCGCGCAAGGUGUGCCUCACCGAGCUCUUCAGCGCCAAGCGGCUCGAUUCAUAUGAGUACAUCCGGAGCGAGGAGAUGCGCGCGCUCCUGCGAGACCUGCACGAGGCCUCCCGGUCCCGGCGCGCCGUGGUGCUCAAGGACUACUUGUCCACCUUGAGCCUGAACGUGAUCACGCGCAUGGUGCUGGGCAAGAAGUACCUGCACAGGGAGGCAACGGACGAAGGGGGCUCCGGCUCCGCGACGACCCUGGCGGAGUUCAAGCGGAUGGUCGACGAGUGGUUCUUGCUCAACGGCGUGCUCAACAUCGGCGACUCCAUCCCGUGGCUGGACUGGAUGGACCUGCAGGGGUACAUCAAGAGGAUGAAGAAGCUGAGCAAGAUGUUUGAUCAGUUCCUCGAACAUGUAGUGGACGAGCACAACGACAGACGCCGAGUCGAGGGGGAGAGCUUCGUCUCCAAGGACAUGGUGGAUGUGCUACUCGAGAUAGCCAGAGACCCCAAUCUUGAGGUGCAGAUCGACCGGGAUAGCGUCAAGGCUUUCAUUCAGGACCUCCUCGUCGGCGGCACGGAGAGCUCGGCGGUCGCAGUCGAGUGGGCGAUCUCGGAGCUCCUGAAGAAGCCGGAGGUGUUGGCCAAGGCGACCGAGGAGCUGGACCGCGUGGUGGGGCGAGGCCGCUGGGUGACGGAGAAGGACAUCCCGAGCCUCCCCUACGUGGAGGCCAUCGUCAAGGAGACGCUGCGGCUGCAUCCGGUGGCGCCGAUGCUGACUCCCCGGCUGUCCCGCGAGGAGGCUUCCAUCGGUGGCUACGACAUCCCCGUCGGCACACGCGUGUUCGUCAACGUGUGGUCCAUCGGCCGCGACCCGGCGGUGUGGACUGCGCCGGAGGAGUUCACGCCGGAGCGGUUCCUUGGCAGCAAGAUGGACGUCAAGGGGCAGGAUUUCGAGCUGCUGCCCUUCGGGUCCGGCCGGCGGAUGUGCCCCGGGUACAGCCUCGGGUUGAAGGUGAUUCAGGCGAGCCUCGCCAACCUGCUGCAUGGUUUCGCCUGGAGGCUCCCGGACGGCGUGGCGACGGACGAGCUCAGCAUGGAGGAGACCUUCGGUCUGUCGACGCCGCGCAAGUUCCCGCUAGAGGUCGUGUUAAAACCCAAGCUCCUCGAUCACCUCUACACAGCGGGUCAUCGAACCCAAUAAGAGUUGCGUGAAUGGCGCCUCCUGGCGCGUGCCACGUCGAAUGCCUGGGUUACUCUCACAAAAAAAAUGUCUGGGUUGGCCAGAAAAAUAAAAGGGACAAAAAAAGUGGGGAAA
Triticum dicoccoides is the source of this 2083-nucleotide messenger RNA. RefSeq names its product dimethylnonatriene synthase-like. The record is from RefSeq and is a predicted model, not a curated record. Gene Ontology annotation, molecular function: oxidoreductase activity, acting on paired donors, with incorporation or reduction of molecular oxygen; iron ion binding; heme binding. The transcript is spliced from 2 exons. Bases 374 to 1969 code for a protein of 531 amino acids. NCBI's taxonomy places the organism in Eukaryota, Viridiplantae, Streptophyta, Magnoliopsida, Poales, Poaceae.